AUGAGAGAGUUACCUCGUCCCUAUCCCGAGCGCAAUGGGAAUAACAGCACACUGGAAAAUCCACUUAACACACUAAGUAAUAUACAAAUUGACAAAUUUUAUAUUCAGAAUAUAAGAUGGAACAUAAAAAAAAAAGUAGAUAUGUUAAUGCGUAAAAUAUUUCCCAUAACGUUAAAAGAAGAGGAAAAAAGAUUUAAAGUAAUCAUUGAAAAAAAAAAAAAUUAUGAUAAUUUCCGAUGUCCUAUAUGUAUGUUAAUAUUGUACAAACCAGUGAAAACAAAAUGUAGUCAUUUGUUUUGCAAGGAAUGUAUAGAACAAGUUUUAAAAAAAUUUGAUUAUUGCCCAAUGUGUAGGGAAAAUAUAAAAGAGUUCAAAUUAGAACAUGUACGAAAUAGUUUCUUGGGGAAUGAGUACACAAGUAUAAAAAUUAGAUGUUGGAGUUGUAGCCAGAUUACUGAUAUAAAGAAUUAUGAGACACAUUUGCAAAAUCAUUUGAAUAAAACAGAAGAUGCAGUUAUGUCUGUUCCUUACUGUUCCACUGUUCCUCCAAGUGGGAAUAGCAGUACCUUACUAAGCACAAGCACAACAAGUGGUACUCUCAUCGACAGUGCAUUAGGCAGUAUCUUGUGCUCAGGUAGAAAUAUUCAAGAAGAUCUGACAACAACCCUUCUCAUUCGUACAUUGAGUCCGUUUUUUAAUAAACGAAUAAACGUACUAAAUCGAUGGAAAUUUGUGAAAACUGUGAUGGAGAAUGAACUUAACAUGGACAUUCGCAGCCUGCAUCUACUAUACGGAAAAAUAGCAAAAGACGAAGCACAAAAUGGGAAGGAUGCCAGAAAUAUAAACGUGAAUGCAAGUGUGAGUGUGAAUGUAAACACAAAUACAAACUCAAGUAGAAGUAGAAGCAGGACUGUGGACCCACGUGAGUGCCACUUCGAAAUAAUGAGCAUGGAUGAUAUUACAUUCGACACUUUCAUACUUGUGCAAAUAAAAUGGGGAAAAAAAAAACAGACGUACGCAUCUGAGAGAAGAGACAACGACAAUAUAUGUGGCUCAAACUUAUGCGCCCAAUUUGGAGAUCUCAAAGAAGAUGAAGAAAAUAAGAACAAUUUCCACGAAAAGAGGGAGGGGUACUACAAUGGACAAUCAAGCAACAGUGGUAAAAUACACAUACUAGACAAUUUCGAAGGAUAUCAAAAGAGGAAAUUAAAAAAAAAUAAAACAAACAGAUAUUUUUAUGUCUUAUGUGAGUAUAAUGCAAAGGGUUUGUUUUUUACCUUAAUAAAAAAUAUCCCCAUUUUUAAAAACAUGAAUAUGGCAAAAAGUGUUAUUUAUAGGAGAAGAAAAAUGUAUGAACAUGCGCAGAAAGAGGAAGAAAGUAAGGAUCUUCACCCACCAUAUGAUGAGUUAAUUAACUUCUUAACAGAGUUAAACGAGAAAGUAAAAAGAAAAACGUAUCAUAAGUACUUUUAUAAUGCUAUCCAUUUAUUUUACGAAUUGUUAAAUUCAUAUUCGAAGCAUCAACUGUCUAACACAAAUUUGGAUGUAAAAAGGAUCCAUUUUAAAAAUAAUCAAUUGGAAGACGUGGAAUUUAUGCUUCUACUUUUUUACUUGAAAUAUGAAUACUCAUUACCAAAACAUGUUGAUUACAGUGCUAUGUAUUACUGCACAAAUUUUUUAGAGAAAAUAAUGAAUUCUGAAAAAAAAGUUGAUUAUACCAUAUUCGUGACUAAUAUAUAUACAUAUAAUCAGAAUAAUAUAAGCACCCUGGAUAAAAAACGAUGGAUAGAUGACCAGCAAAACAAAUCGAAUUUGAUUGUAAAUGCUGCCAACUAUUCAUUAAGAAAGGCAGACGUCGAUGUUCAUUUUGUGCUUCGCGUGAAGAGAGGAAAAAUAAAUAUUACUGAAAAAAAGCAACAACAAGAGUGUGUAAACGAGGGUGAUAUGGAUGGUAAGAGUUGCAAGAAUGGCAAGAAUGGUGAACAUGGCCAACAUGGUGCUAACCAACGGACGAGUCAAAUGAAUGCAGAGUCUUUCCCUUGCAAAGUUAAUUAUAACUACUAUGAUUCUGUAAAAGAUAUAUGCUAUAUUAUGUUAUCUUACACGCACAUGGGAUUUCAGUGGGAAGUUAACGAAUCCUUGGAUUUUUUAAAAACAAAAGAUAUCAUUCCUAACAAAACGAUGGAUGUAUUUUUUAGUAUUGAAAAAUUGAUACUCUGCUUUUUCACUCUUCGAAAUAAGAAGUAUAAUCCUUUAUUUUGGAAUUCCACUCAUCUUCUUCAGUACCUUUUGCAAUUUUGCAUGGAAUCAUAUAUGGGAAAAUAA
This is a messenger RNA of Plasmodium gonderi, 2325 nucleotides long. RefSeq lists its product as hypothetical. The record is from RefSeq and is a predicted model, not a curated record. Lineage: Eukaryota; Apicomplexa; Aconoidasida; Haemosporida; Plasmodiidae. The transcript has a single exon. Bases 1 to 2325 code for a protein of 774 amino acids.